AUGUCUCCGGUGGCACAGCUUCUCACGUUUUUAACGCUCAGCCUAUCGGCAUUGGCUGCGCCGUUGGAGGAGCGACUAUCACCAAUUCCUCCAAGUCAGGAUCCGUUCUACGCCGUGCCUGACAACCUGGAGCAUGUACCACCGGGGACUAUUCUCCAACACAGAAAACCUCCAGCUCCAAUCGCGGCAUUGGGGUUAUUAAAGUCCAAUAUAAAAGACAGCCACCAGAUUCUAUACAGAACGACUGAUAGCCACGAUAAUGCAACAGCCACCGUGUUGACUGUCCUGGUGCCUCACAAUGCGGAUUACACCAAAGUCCUGUCAUACCAAGUUGCGGAGGACGCACCAACACUAAAUUGCGCACCAUCAUAUGCCUUCCAAUUUGCUUCUGCCAGCGGCGGACUACUGGGGACCAUUAUCACGCAAGCCGAAUUAAUCCUGAUACAAUCGGCCCUGGAACAAGGAUGGGUGGUGAUAGCCCCAGACUUCCAAGGACCCAAGGCGUCUCAGCUAGCCAACAAGCUUGCCGGCCAGGCAAUCCUGGAUGGAAUAAGAGCAGCUAUUCAGUCAACCAACAUCACAGGAAUCGACAAACGUCCAACUAUCUCCAUGUGGGGAUACUCUGGCGGAGGCAUCACCAGCGGCUGGGCGGCAGAGCUCCAGCCCACGUACGCACCAGAACUAGAAAUAGCUGGAGCGGCAAUUGGCGGCCUUGAGCCUACAAUUCCAACAGUCGUCGGCGAGAUUAAUCGUACUCCAUUCGCAGGACUCAUUGCGUCCGGUAUGGUAGGCCUCGCGAAUGAGUACCCCGUCAUGGCGGACAUAUUAUACUCAAAGCUAAAGCCCGAGUAUCGCAAGCUAUUCGAGAAGACAAAGCAGCAGUGCUUCGUGGCCAACACUCUUUCAUUCUUUAACAAAGAUGUGGUAUCGAUGUUCAAUGGCCCUGAUGUGACGAAGCUUCCCAAGACGUUGGAAAUCAUGGCCCAGAAUGCCAUGGGGAAAGCUGCCCCCAAAAUGCCUCUUUUCAUUUACAAGUCUGUAUUUGAUGAAGUUAGUCCUAUUCGGGAGACCGACGCCCUGUACGACUUUUAUUGUUCGCAUGGCACACCGGUGCAAUAUGAGCGGGAUCUCUUGUCGGAACAUGGCAUAGCAGCUGUGACUCCUGCACCACGAGCCUUGGCCUUUCUCAUUGACGUGAUGAAUGGUCGGAAGCCUGCAAAGGGAUGCUCUAAGAAGACAGUUGUAUCUUCAUUGUUGGAUCCGCAGGCGAUUAAGGUCCUGCCACGGUUUCUGUUGGAUGCGUUGCUAGACUUGGUGGGCAAGCCGAUUGGGCCUGCAUUCUUUGGGUAG
Messenger RNA from Pochonia chlamydosporia 170, 1350 nucleotides. RefSeq names its product lipase 2. Gene Ontology annotation, biological process: lipid catabolic process. Bases 1 to 1350 code for a protein of 449 amino acids. NCBI's taxonomy places the organism in Eukaryota, Fungi, Ascomycota, Sordariomycetes, Hypocreales, Clavicipitaceae. Gene Ontology annotation, molecular function: triacylglycerol lipase activity. The record is from RefSeq and is a predicted model, not a curated record. The transcript has a single exon.